Messenger RNA from Corythoichthys intestinalis (scribbled pipefish), 3676 nucleotides. It is a transcript of the gene kcnj2b, whose product is annotated as potassium inwardly rectifying channel subfamily J member 2b. Gene Ontology annotation, molecular function: inward rectifier potassium channel activity. Gene Ontology annotation, biological process: regulation of monoatomic ion transmembrane transport; potassium ion import across plasma membrane. Bases 395 to 1714 code for a protein of 439 amino acids. The transcript has 2 exons. The record is from RefSeq and is a predicted model, not a curated record. Lineage: Eukaryota; Metazoa; Chordata; Actinopteri; Syngnathiformes; Syngnathidae. Gene Ontology annotation, cellular component: plasma membrane.
GAGAACAACCACAAAAGAUCCUCUUCCUCUCGCCGGGGGGUUAGGGUAAUGGCACAGUUUGAUGCAUCAGACGGCAGCCUGAGUGAGCGUGCUGAUAACAACAGCGGGGCAGCCAGAACCAAACGGACCAAGCGGGCUUGUGUUGCAUUUAUGGGACAUAAAAAAAUCAGGAAACAGCUCUUUUGCUCCACAAGGGCCAACAGCCCGCCCCGCUGAUGAGGUCCUGAGCAGCCGUCACAGAGGAGUGAGCUAACUCCUAACCCCUAACCCCUUCGGGAUUGGUUUCUCCCUGACGUGUCUCGGCGAUCAGUCAAAACUGUUUCUCCAACGCUUGCAGCAAAAACUUAGACUGUUUUCCAAAGCGGAGGCGGCCCAGCCCCCCCAGGCGGAAGCGAUGGGGAGCGUGCGAAGCCACCGCUACAGCAUCGUGUCCUCCGAAGAGGACGGCGUGAAGCUGGCCAACAUGGCCGUGCCCAACGGCUACGGCAACGGCGAAGUCAAUAAGACGGAUCAGCAACGCCAGAGCCGUUUCGUGCGCAAGGACGGCCACUGCAACGUGCACUUUAUCAAUAUGAGCGAAAAGGGCCAGCGCUACUUGGCGGAUAUCUUCACCACUUGUGUGGACAUCCGCUGGCGUUGGAUGCUGCUCAUCUUCUGCCUUUCCUUCCUACUCUCCUGGCUCCUGUUCGGCCUGGUCUUCUGGCUAGUGGCGCUCUCCUACGGCGACCUAGAGGCCGAGACGCAACUGUGCGUCUCCAACGUGGACAGCUUCACCGCCGCCUUCCUGUUCUCCGUGGAAACCCAGACCACCAUCGGCUACGGCUACCGCUACGUGACCGAGGACUGCCCCGUCGCAGUCUUCAUGGUGGUCUUCCAAAGCAUCGUGGGAUGCAUCAUCGACGCUUUCAUUAUCGGUGCGGUCAUGGCUAAAAUGGCCAAGCCGAAAAAACGCAACGAAACCUUAGUGUUCAGCCACUACGCCACCGUGGCGGUGAGGGACGGCAAGCUGUGUCUCAUGUGGCGCGUGGGGAACCUGCGCAAGAGCCACUUGGUUGAAGCCCACGUCAGAGCGCAGCUCCUCAAGUCCCGGACGACGGCGGAGGGCGAGUUCAUCCCUCUGGACCAGGUCGACAUCGACGUGGGUUUCGACAGCGGCAUAGACCGAAUCUUCCUGGUGUCCCCCAUCACCAUCGUUCACGAGAUCGACGAAGACAGCCCCUUCUACGAGAUGAACAAGCGGGAGCUGGAGACAUCAGAGUUUGAGAUCGUAGUCAUCCUGGAGGGCAUGGUGGAGGCCACGGCCAUGACCACACAGUGCCGCAGCUCCUACGUGGCCAGCGAGAUCCUCUGGGGCCACCGUUUCGAACCGGUGCUCUUCGAAGACAAGAACUUCUACAAAGUGGACUACUCGCGCUUCGACAAUACCUACGAGGUGUCCGGCACGCCGCAUUGCAGCGCCCGAGAGCUGGCGGAGAAGACGUCCGAAGCCUCCAGCCCUCGCCCCAGGAACUCUUUUUGUUACGAGAACGAGGUGGCUUUGGAGAAGAUCGAGAUGGAGGAGGAUUUUGAUGAGGCGGACGAGAACGACGCCGUGCCCGACUCAGAGGAUAGGCCAAUCCGUGACGGCGGCAUGGACUCAAAUUCUGACUUUGAACACAAACUGGACUCUUUGCCUUUAGAAUCCAGACCUUUGACUGCCGAAUCGGAACUAUAACCGCACUUUGUGAUAUAAUCAGAUGCUUCUUAUGGACGGGGAAUGGUUGAAAGGUUUCCAAUGUCUCUAUGCAGACUUUGACAGACUUAGCAUCAGGGGAAUGCAACAUUAAAGGGACAGACAACACUUAGUAUGAGUGACUUUCAUGUAGGGUUGGGCAAUAUAAAGAUCGAAAAACUUAAAAUCGAUUUCGGUGAUCAGCCGUGUCAUAGUAAUUUGACGAUAUGGAUACAGUACAGAGGUGGGUUGUAGCGCGUCACAUUUACAUACCUGUCAAUCCGAGGCCGUUGGGAAUCAUACAAAUAGUGACGUAUGCCCAUACAAAUUGGUGACUAAUCUUACAACGUUAUAUAUAGCAUGCAAUAAUUUAUUGGUAAUAUUGUCACAUAUAACCUGGUGCAAUCAAAGAACAGUAUCUUCAGCUACAUCAUGAUUACUAAAAUUUAACAGUGACUUUUGUUAUUUUUGUAUCUAGCACUUUUGGCAAUUUCUAACAUGUCUGAAUGGCUGCACUUCAUGGCACUUCAGCUCGCAAUUCAGUUUGACUUGAAGGUAGUUCAUUAGUGUGUCCAAUUAUAAAUGAAAAAGGUAAACCCAACAGGCUGUUUUAUCUGCUUUGUCAGCAGAUAAAACAUUUGGUGCAACUGGAGAAGAGACUUUUGUGGUCUUGGUCAAUGAAACAACUUUCUUAGCCUGGCAAUUCUAGAACAGCAAGCCUAUCAAUAACCAAAAGGCCUCUCCAUAACUUGUUAACAUAACACUGUAAAAUGCAUUUGCUAACUGCCAUAGAAAGGUUUAUACGUAACUCAGUGAAGGAAAAAUACGGCCUCUAGAACAGUAACAAACAAACAAACAUACUGGCAAAACAGGAGCGGAAACAAACGCACACAUCCCAAUCCGACACCAAAAAUAUUAUUAAAAGGACCGAUAACAUAUAUUGUUAUUGGAUUUAUUGGGAUGACGUCAUAAUUCCUAUUAUCGGACCGAUAAUUAUCGAACCAAUAAUUAUCGUGCACCUCUACUUGGCAAAGUAACUGGUGUUACCUUUUAUGUUUGUUUUUCAUUUAAAAAAAAAAACAAACAAACAGUAACCUUUACUAUGUUUGGAAAUCGUUUAAUGUUGUGAAUCAACUGUUAAAGUUGUUAAAAUUGCUCCCGUUUUUCCAUUAGUUCCCUUCUGUCUACUUUCGACAUGUUAAAGUUUUAAAACUGUUUCAUCAUUUAAAGAUAGAUUCAAGUCAAGAUUUUGCCGAUUUAGGAGUACUUUAGAUAAAAAGUUACUUUAGUUCACAAGGAAGGUUCACUACAACCGAGCCUUUCUGAGAAGUCUACUGCUUCAAAAUGGCGGCUGUUUGUUAACUCCGCUGUGUGUCAUUUCACAUGUAGUUCUAUAGGCAUUUGAUAUCAAGGCGUCAUUCAACCAACGUAGUAACGCAUCGUAACGCACAUUGUCUCGUUGCCGAAACUGUGACAAAAUCCGAACAGAGGAAAAAAAACGUAAUGCACGAAAAAUGUAGAUUUUGAACGUACGGCGUACACAUUUAAAAAUCUGUGCUCACUUGUACAAAUUACGCCGAAACCGUACAACUUGACAGGUAUGCAUUUACUCCGUUACAUUUACUUGAAUAACUUUUUGAGAAAAAUGUACUUCUAUGAGUAGUUUUACUCAGCCAUACUGUUUACUUUUACUUGAGCAGAUUUGUGAAGAAAAAACGCCCACUCUGAAGGCCAAAUUAUAAAGGACACGUCUGCGGAAUGAAUCCGCUAAGCUCCCUGUUGACUGCGUGCUCUGAGGUACGUUAGAAAUAGGAUGAAACACCGUCCUGUUGUGAGUUCUCGCGUGAUCGCGCACGAUAAUGUGGCAUUACAAACAAACACACGGAGUCUGUACUCAACAUACAGUGUAUCACAAAAGUGAGUACACCCCUUGCAUUUCUGCAGAUAUUUAAGUAUAUCUUUUCA